Molecule: messenger RNA, 1266 nt
Organism: Pundamilia nyererei
Lineage: Eukaryota; Metazoa; Chordata; Actinopteri; Cichliformes; Cichlidae
Product: sodium- and chloride-dependent GABA transporter 3-like
Exons: 10
Coding region: 1-1266 (421 amino acids)
Biological process (GO): nitrogen compound transport; amino acid transport; sodium ion transmembrane transport
Cellular component (GO): plasma membrane; cell projection
Molecular function (GO): gamma-aminobutyric acid:sodium:chloride symporter activity
Source: RefSeq, a predicted model, not a curated record
AUGCAGAGAGACACACAGCCAGAGGUGGAGGAGCGAGGACACUGGGGAAAUAAGGUGGAAUUUCUCCUUGCUGUGGCGGGAAAUGUUGUCGGCCUGGGGAACGUGUGGAGGUUUCCCUACCUCUGUUACAAAAAUGGAGGGGGUGCAUUCCUGGUGCCAUAUCUGGUAUUUGUGGUAACCUGUGGUGUACCCGUGUUCUUGCUGGAGACAACUAUAGGGCAAUUCACCCAGGAGGGUGGCAUUACCUGCUGGAGGAAGCUGUGCCCAUUAGCAGAAGGGAUAGGCUUUGGUGGACAACUAAUCCUCUUCUAUAGCUGUAUGACCUACAUCAUUAUUCUGUCCUGGGCUUUGCUCUACCUCGUGUUCUCCUUCAGCUCUCAGCUCCCCUGGGCCUCCUGCAACAACGACUGGAACACAGAGGGCUGUGUAGACUUUUCAACAAAAAAUAACACCGUCCACUGGACCAACCAGACAAACUCGACCUCUGCAGCCACCGAAUUUUGGGAACGACGAGUGCUGAUGAUCUCUGGGGGCAUUGAGGAAAUAGGCAGCAUCCAGUGGGAGGUGCUGUUGUGCCUCAUUGCUAUGUGGAUCGUCUGCUACUUUUGUAUCUGGAAAGGAGUCAGAUCUACAGGAAAGGUGGUAUAUGUCACAGCUACUUUCCCCUAUGUGAUGUUGUUAAUACUUUUGAUUCGUGGCCUCUCUCUUCCUGGAGCAUUCGAAGGAAUCAUAUUUUAUCUUCUGCCUGAACCCUCACGACUGAUAGACCCUCAGGUGUGGAUGGAGGCUGUGAGUCAGAUCUUCUUCUCCUACAGUAUCGGUGUGGGCUCCCUAACUGUGCUGGGAAGCUACAACAAAUACAACAACAACUGCUAUAAAGACUCUCUGAUGCUGUGUUUGCUGAACAGUGGUACCAGUGUUGUAGCUGGUUUUGCUGUGUUCUCAGUGCUGGGAUUCAUGGCUCAUGAGCAAGGUGUUCCCAUUGCAGAAGUGGCCGAGUCAGGUCCAGGCCUGGCGUUCAUUGCAUACCCUCAGGCUGUAGCCAUGAUGCCCCUGCCUCAACUGUGGUCCAUCUGUUUCUUUGUUAUGCUCAUUCUCUUGGGUCUGGAUACACAAUUUGUUGCCAUGGAAGUAGUGAUGACGUCCUUCAUCGAUAUGUUUCCCAAAGUGUUGCGCAGAGCCGGCCGAAGGGAGAUUUUUCUCCUUCUCUUCUGCUUAAUAUGCUUCUUCUCUCAGCUUGUCAUGGUUACUGAGGUCUGUAUGUAA